Molecule: messenger RNA, 899 nt
Organism: Cicer arietinum (chickpea)
Lineage: Eukaryota; Viridiplantae; Streptophyta; Magnoliopsida; Fabales; Fabaceae
Source: RefSeq, a predicted model, not a curated record
GUCUGUUACAAUUUACAAAAACCAUGGCAGUGGCAGGAAGUGCUGCUACCUUCUUGUCCUCACUACCAACAAUACAUGCUUUUCAAAAUCGAAAUGCAUCGCAAUCCACAACCGUUUUAUGUGUUCCCCUAUGUCAGAGGAUAUUCCUUACGAAGAGAAAAUCACCGCAUAGGUUUGUGGUGGUGGCAGUGACACAAGGCUCAGCAGAGUCCAGUAAGUCCGAUGAAAAUAUCCCUUCAUGGGCUAAGCCUGAUUCAGAUGAACCUCCUCCAUGGGCUCGAGAUGAGGCCCAAAGCAAAACCGCUUCUACUCAACAAGGAUUUGAUAUUCCAUUUUAUGCUUAUUUACUUGCCUCUGCUAUCACCGCAAUUGCCGCUAUAGGUUCGAUUUUUGAGUAUUUGAACCAAAAGCCGGUGUUUGGACUUUUGAGUUCUGACAGCGUAUUCUAUGCUCCGUUGCUUGGUUUUUUCGCCUUCACCGGCAUUCCCUCUUCGGCGUUCUUGUGGUUCAAGUCCGUUCAAGCUGCCAACAAGGAAGCUGAGGAACAAGACAAGAGGGAUGGCUAUUUGUAGUUAUAUUAUAGAGUACUACUUUGCAUCCUGUGGUAACUGUUUUUUUUUCUUUCCACAUCCAACUCAAGCUUCCUUUUCCCCUUUAAGAAGCUUUUUUUGUUGUUUUGUCUGCGUAGGUAAGUCAUACGCUAAGUCAUACGCGGAAAUUGCAUAUAAUGCUAUAUUGUAAUUUGUAAGUAAAAGUCCAUUGUGAAUAUUCAUGUUUUUAUAUGAAUAUCAAUGAUUAAAAUCUCAAUUUGGUUUGUGAAAUUGUAAGAGUGUGUGAAGUUAGUCAUUCACUUCAACGAAAUUCCAAGUUAGUCCUUGAAUUUGCACAAUAUUUGUCAA